Messenger RNA from Colletotrichum karsti, 1305 nucleotides. RefSeq names its product zinc carboxypeptidase. The record is from RefSeq and is a predicted model, not a curated record. NCBI's taxonomy places the organism in Eukaryota, Fungi, Ascomycota, Sordariomycetes, Glomerellales, Glomerellaceae. Bases 1 to 1305 code for a protein of 434 amino acids. Gene Ontology annotation, molecular function: zinc ion binding; metallocarboxypeptidase activity. The transcript is spliced from 3 exons. Gene Ontology annotation, biological process: proteolysis.
AUGAAGCUCAACAUCGUCCUCGGCCUUUUGUCGCCGUUGGCCGCGGCUUCGGUCCUGCAGGCCACCCCGAACGUUGCAUCUCGAGACUCAAAGGUCAACUACGAUGGCUACCACGUCUAUCGAGUAUCCACGGCCAAUGCCCCCAGCGAUCUAGAGUCUCGCCUGGUUUCUUACCCUUCCAUUGACCUGCGCGACUCCAUGGAGGUAGCCGUUCCGCCGAACGAGGUCGGCAGCUUUGAGGCGUUGGGUCUGGAGACAAAACUCCUUAGCAAGGAUCUCGGCAAGCAAAUCCAGGCAGAGUCUCUGGUCAAGCGAGCUGUGCCCCUUACCAAGAGAGGCGACUUGCCGGCUCUGGCAUGGUUCGAUUCUUACCACUCGUAUGAUGACCACGUUCAAUACUGGAAGGAACUUCACGCCGCGUUUCCUAAUAACUCUGAAUGGCUUGAUAUCGGUGCUUCGCAUGAGGGCCGCAACAUUUUUGGGUUGAAACUCUGGGGAGGAAAGAAGGCCGAGAACAAGCCGAUUGUUCUUUGGCACGGCACUGUUCACGCCAGAGAAUGGAUCACGACGAUGACAGUCGAGUACUUGACCUACCAGCUCAUCGACGGCUACAAGUCUGGAGACAAGAACGUCACUGCAUUCUUCGACGCGUAUGACUUUUACAUCGUUCCCUUCCACAACCCGGACGGCUUCGUCUAUUCCCAGACCACAGACCGUCUCUGGCGCAAGAACCGUCAACCGCGCUCCAACACAACCUGCGUCGGCACUGACGGCAACCGCAACUGGAACUUCCAAUGGGACUACCCUCUCGAGGACGGCAGCGUUUCCGCGGACCCCUGCGGCCAGACCUUCCGCGGUCUCAGUCCCGGCGACACUCCCGAGAACGUAGUGCUCUCCGCUCUCUCCCGAAAGCUGGCAGCCACUCCCGGUGGCAUCCGCCUCUUCAUCGACUGGCACAGUUACUCGCAACUCAUCCUUCUCCCCUGGGGCUUCUCUUGCGAACCUGACGUGCUGCCUAAGAAUCUGCAGGCGCAGCGGGACGUUGGCGGAGGGUACGCGGCCACCAUCAACGCGACAAGUGGUGAGGAAUAUCUUGUCGGACCUUCGUGUGAGAUUCUGUACUACUCCACUGGUUCUGCGAGAGACUUCCAUCACGGAGCUCUUAAUGCGACGUACUCUUGGAGCGUUGAGUUGAGGCCUAAGACCAAUGGUGAUGGAGGGUUUGUGUUGCCCCCGGAAUUUAUCUGGCCUACGGUAAAGGAGCAUUGGGAAGGCAUCAAGUAUGUCCUCAAAGCCGUUGAAUAG